UUCUGACACAAACCAAACGACCCUAUCUAUCCGCAUUGGUUUUCUUCUCUCAUUUUCAACUUUCAAUUGCCCUCUUCUUCCCACCAACACUAGUAGACGUAGUGGAUUUUGGUCCGUGUAUGCAACGAAGGAGCCACGCACGAACACGAUGCCCCUAACUACCCAAAUCCUAAUCAUCAUCAUCAUCAUAUCAUUACAUAACACAUAAACAUAACAUCAGUUUUCCAUUUCUCACUCUCUUCUCUUCUCUGACGCUCUCUCUAUGGCUUCUUCUCUUUCCCCUUCUUCCACUUCCCUCGACCAAACCCUCCGCGACGUCGACGACUACGUUUUGGAAAAUAAAUCAGAAGAUUUGUCAUGGGACACACUACAUUACGUGUACGAGCUUGUGCAGAAUGGCAAUGCUGCGUUUCGAGGGAACAGAUUGGAAGAGGUUCGUUUGCUAAUAUAUACACUCUUUUUAGGGCAAUCAAUUAUUACUCAAGAGCCAAUAACAUCAAAUCAGGUGAUCCAAUCAUCCUCAGCAAUCGAAGUGCAGCUUAUAUUAGGAUUAGCCAAUAUUUCAUGCGCAGAACACCAUCAUCUUCAGAAUGUAGGCCUUUGAGUGGACUUGAACCCACAACACUUGCUGAAUUGGCUUUGAAGGAUGCUGAGAAGCUUGUUGAACUCCAAAGUAAUGCAGCAAAACCAUAUCUUUUAAAGGCCAAUGCUCUUCUCCUGUUAGAGAAAUACGAAAAGGCCCGGGAUGUUAUUCUUUCAGGCCUUCAAGUUGAUCCUUUUAGUAAAUCUCUUCGGGAAUCUCUUCAAAAUUUAGAAAGAGUUUCAUCUAGUUCAACAGGGAUGAGUACACAUGGACAGCCUGAGCGUAAUGAUGAUUUUGAUUGCACUCUCUGCCUGAAGUUAUUGUUCGAACCUGUCACAACCCCUUGUGGACAUUCUUUUUGUCGUUCAUGUCUAUUUCAGUCAAUGGAUCGUGGAAACAGAUGCCCAUUGUGCAGGACAGUUCUGUUUAUUAGUCCCAGAACAUGUUCCAUCAGUGUGACACUGAAGAACAUCAUACAAAAGAACUUUCCUGAGGAAUAUGCUGAAAGGAAGCAAGAGCAGGAUGGCUUAACCAACACUGGUGUUGAUUUACUCCCCCUUUUUGUCAUGGAUGUUGUCAUACCAUGUCAAAGGUUUCCGCUCAAUAUAUUUGAACCUCGAUAUAGACUCAUGGUAAGAAGAAUAAUGGAAGGCAAUCAUCGGAUGGGAAUGGCUAUACUUGAUUCUUCAUCAGGUUCUUUAGCCGAGUUUGCCUGUGAAGUGGAAAUCACCGAGUGUGAACCACUUCCAGAUGGUCGUUUUUAUAUAGAGAUUGAAAGUCGUAGGAGAUUUCGAAUCAUCCGAUCGUGGGAUCAAGAUGGGUAUCGGGUUGCAGAGGUUGAGUGGAUACAGGAUAUUUUGCCACCAGAAGGAACUAGUGAAAGAGAUACUUUACUGGAAUUGACAUGUAAUGCAGCCGAAAGUGCUCGAUCAUGGAUAGCAAGAGCUAAAGAAGCAGCAGGACAUGAUCAAAGAAAACUUGAGAGACUCGCCAGUAUUGAAGUAAUGAUGCCCUCAUUAAAAGACCCUGAGCGCUUUAGUUUUUGGCUUUGUACCCUCUCCAAUAGGAGGCCUGCGGACAGAUUGGAUCUCCUACGCAUCAGAGAUACCACGGAGAGGAUUAGACGGGGCCUGAUAUUUCUCCGACAAGAAGAACAAGGCUGCAGAAUUCAGUAAGACAAGCUUUGAAGGGCUUCCAUUAUUAUUGCGAUUGAAUAUUUAUUAAAUGUAAAUGAACAUUUGUUCAUUGCAAAUUCAUUUACAAGUCACUCAAUAUUCUUCGUCCUCGUAAAUAACUGUUGAUGAGGUCAUUUUUGUGUAACAUAGGAUUGAACCCACUUUUUCUAGUAUAUAUAAUUAAUGGUUGAGUUA
Molecule: messenger RNA, 1953 nt
Organism: Vigna angularis (adzuki bean)
Lineage: Eukaryota; Viridiplantae; Streptophyta; Magnoliopsida; Fabales; Fabaceae
Exons: 18
Coding region: 358-1758 (466 amino acids)
Molecular function (GO): protein binding
Source: RefSeq, a predicted model, not a curated record